AUGUGGUGGCAUGGCCCUGCGUGGCUGCGUGGUCCGCAGUCGGAGUGGCCUUGUCCACGAGGCUCAAUCCUUGAGACCGACUUGGAGAAACGAGCCGUCAAGGUUCACCACGCCACUGACACCGCCUCGGACAUUCUCAGCCGAUUUUCCGAAUUCGGACGCGCUCUGCGCGUGAUCGCCUACGUUCGGCGGUUCGGCCAGCGCGUCAGAGGGCAAGCAGCGCCAGUCCACGUAUCCACAGAGCUAGACAAUAAAGAGGUCGCUGCAGCUCUCCAAGCUGUCACCAUCACGACCCAACGCUUCCAUUAUACGGCGGAGCAUCGCUGUCUUGUAAACAAGCAGCCACUUCCGACUACGAGCUCUCUUCAGAACCUCAAUCCGUUCCUGGACCAGAACGGAGUCAUGCGGGCAUGUGGCCGGGUCCGAGCCUCGGCAUCCAUGACCUACAACGAGCGGCAUCCAAUCCUGUUGCCACCCGCAUGCCUCCUGGUUCGCCUGCUGGUUCGAUUCACCCAUCACGUAUCCCUACAUGGUGGGAACCAGCUGGUCAUCCGCCUUCUCCGGGCAACAUACUGGAUCCCUCGACUACGUCACGUCGUGAGGGCUGUAAUCCACUCCUGUAAGGUCUGCGUCAUCCAUCGCAAGCGACUCCAAACCCAAUUAAUGGGCGACCUUCCUUCCUCACGAGUUACAUUUUCGCGGCCGUUCACAUACACCGGAGUCGACUUCGCCGGGCCGUUCGACGUGAAAAGUUUCACAGGACGCGCCUGUCGCAUCUCCAAGGGGUAUGUGUGCGUUUUCGUUUGUUUUACCACGAAGGCCAUCCAUUUGGAGGCUACGUCCGACUUGUCCACCGACACUUUCCUAGCCGCCUUCGCCCGGUUCGUCGCGAGACGAGGCUGUCCCCACGAAGUCCACUCCGACAACGGGAGGAAUUUUGUCGGCGCAUCCCGCUCUCUGGCUGUGGACCUUCUCGAGGCCCUCCGCACUCGGACCUCCGCGAGGAGUUCGCGACCUUUCUCUCCAAUGUCUGAGGACCCAACGGACCCGUUGGCUUUGAGCCCAGGUCAUUUUCUGAUUGGUGGGCCGCUACUAUCCGUGGCAGAGCCCGAAAUUCAGGCGAGCGCCUCUUCCAUCCUAAACCGCUGGCAACACCUCAAGGCUCUCAACCAGCAAUUUUGUUCGCGCUGGAAGACAGAGUACCUGCGAGAGUUGCACAAGCGCAACAAAUGGCAGCAUCCGACAAGGGACCUCGAGGUUGGAGACCUCGUAGUGAUCAAGAAGGAAAACAUCCCCUCUCACGAAUGGCGUCUCGGCCGUGUUCAGAGCACGUAUCCGGGACCCGAUGAAAAGGUUCGCGUGGUAGACUUACUCACCGCCUGCGGCCUUAUCAAGCGACCGAUCACGAAGGUGGUUCUGCUGCCUAUGGAUUCGGAAGUCCCUUCCACCUACCCUCGCGUAGGCUCCGAUCCCUAA
Molecule: messenger RNA, 1476 nt
Organism: Drosophila obscura
Lineage: Eukaryota; Metazoa; Arthropoda; Insecta; Diptera; Drosophilidae
Exons: 2
Coding region: 1-1476 (491 amino acids)
Molecular function (GO): nucleic acid binding
Source: RefSeq, a predicted model, not a curated record